AUGCCCAAGCCCCGUUUACCGACUGUGGCCGUUAUUGGUCUCGGAGCUUUUGGUCUUGUCGCUACCAAGAAUCUUGUCGAAGAAGGAUUUGAUGUCACCGCCUUUGACCGGAACCCGUAUAUAGGCGGCCUCUGGCGGUAUACAACGGACAAUAGGACCUCCGUCCUCCCUUCUACUGUAGCCAACGUUUCGAAAGAGCGGGGAUGCUUCACCGACUUUCCCUUCCCGCUAGCCCGGACCGUUUCAAAGGCAAAAGAGUUCUAG
This is a messenger RNA of Parascedosporium putredinis, 264 nucleotides long. NCBI's taxonomy places the organism in Eukaryota, Fungi, Ascomycota, Sordariomycetes, Microascales, Microascaceae. The record is from the annotation of a GenBank genome assembly.